GUCCAUGCAGAUCGGCCGGCCCACGCGCCCGGUUCUCUUCCCUUGAAGCCCUUGCCAGCGUGUGGAGCCUGCCCCACACCCGCCCUUGCCAAACCACGGCCUUUACCUGCGUGUUCCAGUGUUUCCCCUGCGACCCGUCCUGUGGGAACGCCUCGUGGGCCACCCCCGAGUUCACCCAACGUUCGGUGGCCCCAAUGGUGAAGAUGACCCGCUCCAAGACGUUCCAGGCCUACCUGCCCUCAUGCCACAGAACCUACAGCUGCAUCCACUGCAGGGCCCAUCUGGCCAACCACGACGAACUCAUUUCAAAGUCUUUCCAAGGAAGCCAAGGCCGGGCCUAUCUCUUCAAUUCCGUAGUUAAUGUGGGCUGUGGCCCCGCGGAAGAACGGGUUUUGUUAACGGGACUGCAUGCGGUCGCUGACAUUUACUGUGAAAACUGCAAAACCACGCUGGGGUGGAAAUAUGAACACGCGUUCGAAAGCAGUCAAAAGUAUAAAGAAGGCAAAUACAUCAUUGAAUUAGCGCACAUGAUCAAGGAUAAUGGCUGGGAUUGAACGGCGAGGGGGGAAGCAUGCCACCAAACCGUGCGAGAGAGAAUGCCAUCCCACCGAACAUUUAUCUCUGAGAAUGAGCGAGUGACUGAAAACCGCUUGGUUCCAUGCAUUUGGGGGCUUCGUCCUCGUCCUCGUCGUCUUGAGACGCUUCCUCGCUCGCCCUUUUUUUGCCAUCCUUGCCGGUGACAAGCCUCGAUUAACUUCCGUCUCUUUGCUUUUGUAUCUGUUUGUGAGUCAACUUCUGGUACCCUUCCUUUUUCUCCCUCCCUCCUUUCCUUCCUCUCUCUUUCCUUCUCUUUCUCUGUGUUCCAGCAUUGGAUUGAAAACAACAACCGCAGCAAAUGAAGGAGCAAAACCCAGUGGCUUAAAACCAUUUCACAACCGAGGUCUCAUUAGAAAACUGAAGGUUGUUUUUUGGGGAGUGGGGAAAGUAGGAUGUUUUUUAACCGGAGGGUUGGGGUGCGUAGAUGGACAAGAAAUGUGAACAGGGAUCCCUCCCUGUCCCAUUGUCCUUUUAAAAAUCAUGACUAACCAUGGCUUGAAACUCGUGGACCGUAAAAAUACAUAUAUCUAUCUAUCUAUAUAUAUACCUCAUGGCUAUGUUUUUUCCCUCUGCAUCUUGAGGCUGUCACCCCCCCCCCCCAAACUCCUUGCUAGUUGGUGUCUUACUCCGUGAUUGUUUUUAAGCGAUCGCUCUGGAUUUUUGUCUGCGCUAACCUUACCGAAAAGACAAGUUUAAAAGCUUUAGAAGGAGGUACUUGGGGGAAUCUAUGCUUUCCUGCCCUCGCCUCAGUCUCCUGUUUGGGUUCACCCAAAAUAUUGCAGUGGUGAUGGUGGUGUUUUAAUACCCCGGUUUUUCUGCGGGGGACAUACCCCACGCUAAAGAGGUUGGGCAGCAGAAACCAGCGAAGAAAAACAAACCACGGUGGCAGAAAUUGUGGAGCAAGGGAAUGCUUUUGGGGGGAAUGUCUAUGAACGCGAAAGUACGGAGGCAAUCCCUGUCUUUGCAGAGCACCCUGUUCCUGUUGAGUUUACAACCCUGCGACUGCUGCGAGGGCUAUGAUGCAUUGCGAACAGAAUGCACAAAGAAAGCCUAGAUCGGUGAGGUUUAAAUGAUUUGAGAUUUUAAACCUGGGAUGGUUUGUUUUAUAUUUUUGUUUUAUUUUUGGGGGCAUCUCAUAGCUGCAAAAGUGGGGUCUCUGGUGUUGGCGAUGGUUUUUUUUGGAAAGAAAAAGAGUCAAAAACCUUGGGGCUAUUCGCAAAGACAAGUAUUGAAAGAGCCCCCUUAGCUGGUAACUCAUUUGCACAAGAAAAUGAGUGGCUGAGCUGUAAGUAAGGAGGUCCUAGGGAUUGAGUAUUGAGUAUUGGUCAAUAUUCAGUCUUCAUCCCAUCCGCUCAUUUUCUGCUUUUCGGAUAAAAGGCUGCUGCAACUCUUAAGAGCCGAUACCUUGGAAAAGGGCAAGAAAGGAAGGCUCUUGCUGUAUUCAAGUUGAACAUUGCCUUGCAGGAAUGUAGCUCAAGCUCAUGCAUGCUAGGGGCUACCUAAGCAGAUCCCUCCCUGUUGCGUCUUCCCUUAGUUGUAGUUUCUGUCGAUUCCUAGAAAAGCCAAUAAUACAGUAGUCUCUACAAAAUUUUUGGCUGGUCUUGGUAGUGAGGAGGGAAAGAAUCUUUACAGAUAUCCCAAUGACGAAAUGAAAAGCAUUGGGAAGCCUAGAGGAGGAGGAUACCUGAGAGAUGAGAAUGGUCAUUGAGCAGGACGUAAAUACCGCAAAAAAUGCAUGUGGGUUUUUUGCACAAACAACAUGAUUUCUUGCACAGGAAAUACUGUUUUCUGUGCAACCAAAUCUCCCCAUAGAGUGGCAAACUAAGUUCAGACCAAGUUCAGCUGGCUUCCUCCCAGCAAGGAGGGAAAUGGUAACAUAAUUUGUUUUUGCCUGCAAAAAUAGUAUUAACAAAGAUUUACAGCCCCUACUUUUGUAGGUGACUUGAGUUUGGAGUUGGCACCGAAGUUGUUCCCUUUUCCCGAUGCCAGUUUGGAGGGACUCUCCGCCUGCCUUUUCAUUGCAUUAAAUUUGCUGAUCUUGACCUGGCUGAGCUUUUCCAGGAGCAAGUAUCCACUUUGCUGAUAAUGUUGGUGGAUAGCAGAGAAGGUAUGCAAAGGGAUCUUGUAACACCUUUGAAACUAAAGGUGCGAAAGACGGUGUAGCAUAAGCUUUUAUAGGCUCGGUUUACUUCCUCAGAUGCAUGGAGAAGAGGGGGCUUUGUGCUUCCGCUGAUUCUUUGAACUCUUUUAUGUUUCUUCCUAGUCCUCCGUCGUAUCCUUUGAAGGGAUGGAGGAAUCCGGAGAGCUCCGAGCAGUGUGGCUUCCCAAUUGUGGGUGUCUCAUGAGCCUUACCUGUUUGUAUUUCCCUGUGUAUUUCUAUGGUACUGCGAUUCUGCAUCCCACACCUGACCUAAAAGGCUGUUUUUAACAGAAUGUAUAUGUAUCCAUCCAAAUGAUUUCCUCCAUCUUUCUUGCUUUUUCCUCCUGCCUUCUUUCGUUCCUUUUCAUUUGCCUGCCUGCUUGUUUGUGGAAAUCUUUCAUGUAGGUUAAUCUGCUCUGCAAAUCCGUCGCAAUCUGGUGGUAAGAAAGAUAGAUAUCCCAUGUUUGUCAGGGCAGGAGGAGGAGGAGAGAACCCUUUUAAGGUUUAUCUGGUCGUUUUUUUUAAGGCCUGGUGUUUGUCUUUCUCUGCAGAGAAAAUAGUACUCAGGUUAGGAACCAAACAGCAAAAGGAUUGGAAAAAUCCCAGUUAGGUGGAAGGGUAGGAACCAAGCGAGAACAUAGCAAGCAAACAAAGGCUAGAGAGCUUGUUCGAUUGGCUUUCGUGGUGCAAGAAAAAUGCCUUAGGAUGGGAAGGAACAUGCAUAAUUUUUCGUUCCCAGGCUGAAAAGCUGCUAAGAAACUCCAUUGGGAAGAAUAAUAAUAAGAAUUUUGUGUGAUUUGUUGCUUAUAAACCACUGUUGUUUCCAUUUUCCAGAUGAGAAACUGAGGGUGACGGAUGUGGUCAAGAGCAUCUCCUUGACUUAAGCGCUGUUGUUCACAGGAUCAGUGAGGAGAAUGCAGAAAUUACUUACUAUGAUCCAUUCUAUAUGCUCCAGGCAUUUGUUUUGGCAUCCAGAUUAGUCUGCAGGUUGACUUGCAUUAACUUGCAUGCUUAUGUUAUCAAGUAACCACAAAAUCAUGGGAACUCUUUAAAAGAGUGCAAUGUCAAGCCUCAACCCUGGGAGGGAUGUGAAAUCAAGUCUCCUAGAUUUCAUUCCUAUUCCAUCCACUGAUGCUUCAACUUUCCGGGUAUCCGAUACAGCAAGCUGCAUGCAGCUGCAAUCCACUUGUUAGCUACUUGUGCAAUUUCUUUAUCAUGUAAUUCUAAAGCAGGGGAAUGGAGACGCUUUACCAGUCGACAUUGGUCUACAAGUCCCAUCGUCCCUUCCUUUGGUUGUGCUGGGGCUGAUGGGAACUGUAGUCUGGACACUGCGCAUUCCCCGGCCACGUUCUUAAUAACUCUUCCAUCAGGCAAUUGCUUUGGAUGUCGCUUCUGUCUCCUUUCUGUCUUCCCCCGUGCGCAUCAAAACCUCAAGUGCUUCUUAAACCCAUGCUAGAUCUUGCUGCUAACUCCACCUGUGACUUCCUCUUGUUCGGAUACCAAGUACGUAUCCUACGUAUCCCAGAAAGGAAGCAACCGCUAAAGAGGGUUAAAGGUGCGAUCCUCAGAGGAUUGUGUCGGAAGGCGGUAACUCGACUGGCUUUGGGGUCACGAUGUAUAAAAUGUAUAAACAAAGAAAAACAGUAUUUUUAAACCGAUGGCUUUGGAAAUAUUCUCUCUCUUUAAAAGCAUGACCAAAGAAUCUGGCUACUUUUUGUUUGGGUCCCUAGUCGACCGAAAGGUACCAUCUUGUCCUGACAAGGUGAGCCUUUUCUCUCCAAUAGGGAAUCGCAAGACAGGUGUGUUUUCUAUCUCCAAGCCUGGAAAAAAAGAGAUUAAAACAGAGCAUUGUGCAAUCCUUUUUGGUGAAAUUGCCAUCCCUAUAUGGCCCAGUGGUAACAAAAAGAUGCUCCUUAACCAUGCCUACCUUAGGGAUAUUUUCCCUCUCUCCUCCCUAUGUUUUGCUCGGUGCGUUCCCGGUCCAUAUACAAAACACGUUUCCCGCAAUAGCCUAUACCUAGGUCCCAUACAAAGCAUACGAAUGUUACGUUCUCCUGUAUCCGAUCUGUUGCAAGCUUUUAUUUAAAGGGAAAAGGGUACAAUUGGCGUGGGAAAGGUCUGGGCUAAAUCCAAAUCAGUCGGGCAAUAAAUUUAACCCCCGACGUUUGGAUUGCUGUAGUUUUGCAACCCUGUGCUUUUAAUCUAGAUUUCUUUGCCAGCGAGGAGUUGAGUGCAAACCAAGGAAGGAGCUGAAGAUAAGCAGCCGCAUAUUUACAGAUGGGAGGCAAUGCAGAUUUCAGGGUUAGCGAGAAUACCUUUUUGGAACCCGCGGCGCCAAGGUUUCGGUUCUCUUAACGUAUUAAUAAUUUCAGGGACAUGGAGGUCAUUUCACAUUCUUGAAUGUAGAAGUGCUUUUCGGACUUCCAUAGGAGUGUACAUAGUCUGCUCUCGGUCUCCAUUCGAAGGCUUCUUAGUCUGUGCUGCUAAACUUGCAUGAUGUUACUGCAAACCUUGUGCCUUUUGUCUCUUUCUAAAGUUUUCUUGGACAACUUAUCACGUUUCUAGCCCCGACGCAGGUAUUGAGAGAGGUUUAGGAGCGGAUAGUUGGGGUUAAAUCGGGGAGCUGGGUUCAAAUCCCCGCUGCGGAAAGUGUCGGGCGGUUGGCUAAAUUUUUGCCAAGCCUCCCUUUCAGGGUUAUUGUGAGGAAACGGUACCCAUGUGUGCUAACCUGAGUUACAAAUGUUGUAAAAUAACAUGCUCAAGGCACAACCCCCCAAAAAACCAUCCAUAUGUAAAAUCAAUGAAGACGGAAGAGGUAAAUCCAGCUCCAUUAAGAUCAGUGGUCAGUGGAAGUCUUGCCUUUGACUUCACAAGCAUUUUACCUUGCAUUUAAAGACAACAAAUGCUACUUGUAAUAGGCUGAAACGCACUGCAAGGUGGGUUUUUAUAUAGCUAGGACCUCUGUUCAUCUAUGCCAACUUUCGUAGAUGGAUGACCAUUUGCCCUGUAUUAGGAAGGCAGGUAGUAUUUAGGUUUUUCUAUGUACUCCGCUGGCCUCAGUGCCAUGGUUAGCCCCAAAUAGAGUAGAUCCAUUGAGUCAGUUGGAAGUUAGUACUGUAAAUCGACACUUAUGGAUUUGGGUUGUCCAGGUUUACUUGGAAUCAAAGAUAAAUUCAACUCAUUUAUUCCUCUAUUCGUGUUUUUUUCGUUAAGAGUCUGUAGGGAUCUAAUGGAUUCUGCCAUCUCUCUCGUUCUGUUUUCGAUGGCAGCAGAUUUGGGGGCUGAAAUGCAAUAAAGGUCUUCUCAGGUGGGAUUUUGACUUUGCAGCCAGCCUAGCAAACUGGGGAACUUACUAACGUAGGUGAGCCCUAUAUCUCCAUUGGCACAAGCACUCUCUGUGCUGUUUUAGUUGUGCAUAUGUAUUGUGGCCGUCUUUGAAUUUUGCACAUCUAAACCUAAAUUUUAUGUUCGGAGAGGUCUUGGGUUUCCUUUCCUCCCCUUCCUCACCCUUUCCUGUGCCUUUGACACCGUUCUUCCACACAGACCCGCAUUUGCCAGUGAUGCAGAGACCGGGAAUGCUAUGGUUUUGGGACUACAACUCCCAGAAUCCCCUGGCAAGCAUGCUACGGUCUAAAAACAUAACAGCUCCAAGCUCUGAGGUUAUGGGGUCUCUCCCGACAUGGAGAUAAAUUGAGAUAUUUUUAUUUCCUUGGCUGCAUCCUUGGCUGCAGAAAUAAUCCAGUUUGACACCACUUUUAACUGCCAUGGCUCAAUGCUAUGGAAUUCUGGGGGUUGUAGUGAGACA
This is a messenger RNA of Sceloporus undulatus (fence lizard), 6542 nucleotides long. It is a transcript of the gene YPEL2, whose product is annotated as yippee like 2. The record is from RefSeq and is a predicted model, not a curated record. Lineage: Eukaryota; Metazoa; Chordata; Lepidosauria; Squamata; Phrynosomatidae. Bases 195 to 554 code for a protein of 119 amino acids. The transcript has 4 exons.